Molecule: messenger RNA, 1920 nt
Organism: Hordeum vulgare subsp. vulgare (domesticated barley)
Lineage: Eukaryota; Viridiplantae; Streptophyta; Magnoliopsida; Poales; Poaceae
Product: probable glucomannan 4-beta-mannosyltransferase 6
Exons: 4
Coding region: 121-1863 (580 amino acids)
Cellular component (GO): Golgi apparatus
Molecular function (GO): mannan synthase activity
Source: RefSeq, a predicted model, not a curated record
CAUCGGUCGUCAACAAAGCUCUGUGCUGUACCGGCACUACAGCGAAGCGGGCGACAUUUCGACGCCCAGCCAUGCAACAAGGCAGCAUCCACACAUCAAGCAGAGUAGCCAGGAGAGAGCAUGCAUCAGCAUCAUGCAGGCCGUCACCGGCUGACGGCGAUGCUGGCCGGCGCUGCGGAGUCGUUCGACCGGCUGACUGUCUCCUUGUCGCCGGCGGUGGUCGCCUUCCUGCGGCGGCUGCUCCGGGCGUGGAGCGCGCUCUCCGUGCCGCUGCUCAGAGGCGCCGUGAUGCUGUGCAUGGGCAUGUCGCUCAUGGUGCUCGCCGAGAAGGUCCUCCUCGGCACGGUCAGCGCCGCUGCCAAUGUGCUCCGCCGGCGGCAGAGACGGCCGGCGACGCACGACGUCCCCGUCCAACCUGACGUCGAGGCUGGUGGAGGCUCCUCGGCCUGCUUCUUCCCCAUGGUGCUCGUCCAGAUCCCCAUGUACAAUGAGAGAGAGGUGUACCAGCUAUCGAUCGGGGCGGCCUGCAGGCUCACGUGGCCGGCAGACCGAUUAAUUGUGCAGGUCCUGGACGACUCCACCGACGCCGCCAUCAAGGUGCAUGCCCCGACGUUCUUCUCGUUCGAUCCACCACCAACCUCUCGCAUCGACUUGCAAGUUGCUUGCCAUUGCAAUGCAGGCAUUGAAGUUUACGUAGCUACAUGCAAAUGCAAAACACAGGAGCUGGUGAGGGAGGAGUGCUCGCGGUGGGCCAGCGGCGGCGUGGACGUGAGGUACGAGGCCCGGAAGGACAACGCCGGCCACAAGGCCGGCAACCUCACCGAGGGGAUGCGCCACGCCUACGCCCGCCGCUGCGAGUUCGUCGCCAUCUUCGACGCCGAAUUCCAGCCCUCGUCGGACUUCCUCGCCCGCACCGUGCCGCUCCUCGUCCGCGACCCCGGCAUCGCGCUCGUCCAGGCGCGCUGGGAGUUCGACGAGUGUAUGCUGACGAGGAUGCAAGAGAUGUCCAUGGAUUACCAUUUCAAGGUGGAGCAGCAAGCUGGGUCCUCACUCUGCAGCUUCUUCGGAUAUAACGGAAGCGCCGGAGUAUGGAGAAGAGAAGCCAUCGAGGAAUCGGGUGGGUGGGAUGACCGGACCACGGCGGAAGACAUGGACCUGGCGCUCCGAGCAGCGCUCCUCGGCUGGGAAUUUGUCUACGUCGGCGACAUCAAGGUGAAGAGCGAGCUGCCGAGCUCUGUGAGGGCGUACCGGUCCCAGCAGCACCGGUGGUCGUGCGGGCCGGCGCUCCUGUUCAAGAAGAUGCUCCGGGAGAUCCUCGCCGCCGAGCGAGUUUCUGCGUGGAAGAAGCUCUACAUCGUGUACAACUUCUUCGUGACCCGGAGGGUGGUGUCGACCUUCUUCACCUUCUUCUUCUUCAGCGUGCUGCUGCCGGCGAAGGCGCUGUUCCCGCAGGUCCGCAUCCCGGCGUGGCAGAUGGUGUGCGUCCCGACGGCGACGACGCUGCUCAACUCGGCGGGCACGCCGUGGCGCCGGUCGGCGCACCUGGUGGUGCCGUGGAUCGCGUUCGAGAACGCCAUGGCGCUGCACCGGUUCAAGGCCAUCCUCAUCGGGCUCUUCGAGGCCGGCCGGGCCAACGAGUGGAUCGUCACCCGCAAGUCCGGGAACAGCAGACCGACGCCGCCGGGCCUGAAACGGCGGCGCGAGCUCCAUUGGCUGGAGCUGCUGGUCGGCGCGCUUCUUCUGGCGUCCGGGUGCUACGACUGCGUGCACGGGCACGGCUAUUUCUACCUGUUCGCGCUGCCCCAGUCCAUGAUGUACUUUGCCAUUGGGUUCGAUCUCUUGGGCGUCCAUCACACUUCGUAGAAUAAACGUGUUUGAUAAUCUUUAGGGGUGGCUGAAAGAAAAAUGCGCUUCAGUCAA